UUCUUUAUAUAGACCUCAUGCCAUCUGUGUGACUCACCAAGAAAAACACAAUCGUUUAAUCUCACCCAAGAAGACAGAGAGAGAAAUGGCGACGACAACUACAGAAGCAACGAAGACAUCAUCCACCAAUGGAGAAGAUCAGAAGCAAUCUCAAAAUCUUCGACAUCAAGAAGUUGGUCACAAGAGUCUCUUACAGAGCGAUGAUCUCUACCAGUAUAUACUGGAGACAAGUGUGUAUCCUAGAGAACCAGAAUCAAUGAAGGAACUCAGAGAAGUGACAGCAAAACAUCCCUGGAACAUAAUGACAACAUCAGCAGACGAAGGACAGUUCUUGAACAUGCUUAUCAAGCUCGUUAACGCCAAGAACACAAUGGAGAUCGGAGUUUACACUGGCUACUCUCUUCUCGCCACCGCUCUUGCUCUCCCUGAAGACGGCAAAAUUCUGGCUAUGGAUGUUAACAGAGAGAAUUACGAAUUGGGUUUGCCGAUCAUUGAGAAAGCCGGCGUUGCUCACAAGAUCGAUUUCAGGGAAGGCCCUGCUCUUCCCGUUCUUGAUGAAAUCGUUGCUGACGAGAAGAACCAUGGAACAUAUGACUUUAUAUUCGUUGAUGCUGACAAAGAUAACUACAUCAACUACCACAAACGUUUGAUCGAUCUUGUGAAAAUUGGAGGAGUGAUUGGCUACGACAACACUCUGUGGAAUGGUUCUGUCGUGGCUCCUCCUGAUGCACCAAUGAGGAAGUACGUUCGUUACUACAGAGACUUUGUUCUUGAGCUUAACAAGGCUCUUGCUGCUGACCCUCGGAUUGAGAUCUGUAUGCUCCCUGUUGGGGAUGGUAUCACUAUCUGCCGUCGGAUCAGUUGAUUUGGUGGAUUUGACUCCUCCCUACUCUGAGUUUGUCCGCAGUGGAUUACUUUCCAUUUUCUGCCCACCAACCACUAAAAUGGACCUUUUUAUGUAUUUGUGUUAAGUAAUCUCUCUCCAUUGUCCUUGUUUUGCUUUCUUCUGAACAAAGAAAUAAUGUACCUUACUUUUCUUUUGUUUUUCUACAUGAUACAACAUCUAAAGAAAA
This is a messenger RNA of Arabidopsis lyrata subsp. lyrata, 1073 nucleotides long. Its product is annotated as caffeoyl-CoA O-methyltransferase 1. The coding region runs from base 86 to 865 and encodes 259 amino acids. The record is from RefSeq and is a predicted model, not a curated record. The transcript has 6 exons. NCBI's taxonomy places the organism in Eukaryota, Viridiplantae, Streptophyta, Magnoliopsida, Brassicales, Brassicaceae. Gene Ontology annotation, molecular function: O-methyltransferase activity; S-adenosylmethionine-dependent methyltransferase activity.